AGCCGGCGGAGGUCGGCGGCGGCGGCGGGGCAGGAUGCGGCUGCGGUCGGGUGUGUUCGCCGCUUCCUGCCUUCUGGUGGAGGCCCUGGGGGUCGCGCUGUUUCUCCGCGGCUUCUUCCCGGUGGCCGUCAGGUCCCUGCCCCGCAGGGAGGCCCGCGGGGACCCUCCCGCCGAACCGGCCCCGCCCGGCCCAGGAAUGGUUUCUAACUGGACCAAAAUUCCACCACCGCUUUUCAAAAAAGUUGUCCUCGUGCUGAUAGAUGCUUUGAGAGAUGACUUUGUGUUUGGAUCCAAGGGUAAACAGUUCAUGCCAUAUACUACACAAGUUGUUGAGAAAGGGACAUCCUACAGUUUCAUUGCUGAAGCGAAGCCACCCACUGUGACAAUGCCUCGAAUUAAGGCUUUGAUGACGGGUAGCAUACCUGGCUUCAUCGAUGUUAUUGUGAACCUCAAUUCUCCAGCCUUGUUGGAUGACAAUCUGAUAUGGCAGGCAAAAACAACUGGAAAAAGAAUAAUUUUUUAUGGUGAUGAUACUUGGGUUAAAUUGUUUCCAAAGCAUUUUGUGGAACAUGAUGGAACAACAUCCUUUUUUGUGUCAGACUUUACAGAGGUUGAUGAUAAUGUUACCAGGCAUUUGGAUAGAGUGUUAAAGAGAGAAGACUGGGAUCUCCUAAUACUACAUUACCUGGGGUUGGACCAUAUUGGACAUAUGACUGGGCCAAACAGCCCAUUAGUGGGACCAAAACUUCGUGAAAUGGAUAACAUACUGAAGAAGAUUCAUAUUUCUCUUCUUUCAAAGGAAGAAGCUUCUCUGCCCAAUUUGCUAGUUGUUUGUGGGGAUCAUGGGAUGUCUGAAACAGGUAGUCAUGGUGGUUCUUCAGAAGGAGAAGUGCACACACCACUGCUGUUUAUCAGCUCUGCUUUUGAAAAGAGAAGUGGUCCUCUAACCCCGCCUGGACUUGUGCAACAAACUGAUUUAGCUAGCACAUUGGCAGUAGGUCUUGGUCUACCAAUUUCAAGAAACAGUGUUGGGAACCUUAUAUUGCCAGUUGUGGGAGGCAAGACAAUGAGAGAACAACUGCGUUUUGUGCACUUGAAUGGGUUCCAGCUUAGCAGACUGCUGCAAGAGAAUACACCUGCAUACGAAAAAGAUCCUGGAUAUGAACAUUUUAAGAUAGCAGAAAAGUCCCACGGUAAUUGGAUCAAGUUGUAUUUAGAGGGAAAUAAUUCAGAAAUACUCUUAAAUCUUGGCAAAAAGGUCCUGAAGCAAUACUUGGAGGCUCUGAAGACUCUGAGUUCUUCACUAAGCAAACAAGUGGCACAAUAUGACAUGUAUUCGAUGAUGGUGGGGACCGUGAUCAUUAUGGAGGUUCUGCUGCUGCUUUUGCUCAGCAUUCCAAAAGCUCUGAGCAGCCAGGCAGAAUUUGAAGUGCCCCUCUCCCCUCCACUGUUCUCUCUGCUGUUUUACUUGAUGUGUCUGAUGCUGUGUGCGGUUCAUGUCAUUGUAUGCACAUCAGCAGAAAGUUUAUGCUAUUUCUGCAGCAUGUCCUGGUUAACAGCAGUUGGAGUGAUGAUGCUGAUUUCUGCACUCAUGUGUGGUAUUUUAUCUGCCAUUGCAAAGAUCUUUGAGAAUUCCAGACUUCCACUGAAGAAUCUGGUUGUGUCCAGUUCCAGCUGGUCAGAAAUAGAUGUGCUGAUUCUGGCUGGAACAAUUGGCCAUGUUUUGAGUUUAGGGGCAAGCAGUUUUAUAGAAGAGGAACAUCAAACCUGGUAUUUUCUUAUCAAUACGCUUUGUUUGGUGCUGUGUCAGGAACUUUGUAGAAAUAAUUUUCUUCUGAAAGAAUGGGAACCUCACCAUAGCACCACUAUGAAACAAAAUUUUGAUAGUGUCGGGGAAGCCUCUGAGUGCAAGAAUAUAGACAUUCCAGCAGCAGGUAAUUCGAAGCUGAGCAAGGCCACCUCUUCGGCUGAAUUCAUAAAAGGAUCAGAUAAGUGGAUAAGCUUAGCAAGUCCAUGGAUCAUCCUUAUUUGCUGUCGGCUACUUCGAUCCUUGAAUCAGACAGGCGUCCAGUGGGCUCAUCGGUCAGACUUUGGACAUUGGUUGACAAGCUCUGAACAUAAAUCUGAACUCUCAUUCUUGGCUGCAAUCUCCCUGCUUAUGAUCCUCUUUCUGGUUCAAAGAAGGUGCUCCCUAGUUUCAAAAAUUGCUAUGGCACUCGGGCUCCUGGGAGUCUACAGUUACCGGGCAGCUAUUGGAAAUGUCAUAUUUCCAUGGCAACAUGACAGCAAAGAUAUUUCAAAGGGGAUUACUGAAGCUCGUUUUGUUUAUGUGUUUGUUCUUGGCAUAGUCUUCACUGGCACUAAAGAUUUACUGAAGUCACAGGUUAUUUCUGCAGACUCCAGUGUGAAGAGUACAGGAUUAUGGGAAGUGUAUAGUGGAUUGGUUCUAUUAGCAGCCCUUCUAUUUAGACCUCACAAUUUACCAGUCUUGGUGUUUUGUCUGCUGAUUCAGACAAUGAUGACAAAAUAUAUCUGGAGACCUUUGAAAUGUGAUGCGGCACAGAUCACUGUCAUGCACUACUGGUUUGGCCAAGCUUUCUUCUAUUUUCAGGGGAAUUCAAAUGGCAUCGCCACUGUGGAUAUUUCUGCAGGGUUUGUGGGACUUGAAAGCUAUGUGGAGAUACCAGCUAUCUUCCUUACAGCAUUUGCAACAUACACAGGACCUUUGCUUUGGGCCAUUCAUCUGCUGUGCUACUUGAGUUCUGAAGUUAACAGAUUAAAAGCUCAGCUAGUAGUGUUGCCAGGUACAGUGCUGGUUUAAACUGCUCUCAAGUGGGUAGCUGUGACCUGUAAUACCCACAUCACUUAUGUAAGUAGAUUCCAUCAAGCAGCUUGUGUCUGUAGCCAUUUUAAGGUUCACUUGGGUCAACUGGUAAGGUUGUUUCCUCUGUGAAACAGUGCAUAACUCUGGACUGGAAUCUCUGUAGCUGCUGGGACUCGUUUAAAUUGGUAUGUUAUGGUGCUCAGAACUUGGUCUAUAUGCUUUUUAUUUUAGUUUUGUGUUUUGCUGUUGCUGGCAGGUUGGUUGUCUCAUUACUUCAUUGUUAUUCCUUGGAGCCAAAGCCGAAACUGCAGAAGGCAGAGGUCCAGCUGCUUCAUGUGUUUUCUUAAAUGUAUGGGAGACUGAGCUUUUUUAAAAAACUGCUGGAUGCUUUAGAAUGUUCUUUAGAAAGGCUUCCUACUAACUUUUAUAAGCAAUGUGCCUUCGUCAGAGUCGAACACUUUCCUUUUUUUAUAUGGUUCUGAGUGCAAGAUGAAGAUCCUUUCCCUGCUUCCACUAGAUGGGAAGUUCUGAAAGAAUCCAGCUGCCCUGUUUAUUUGGAGUAUGCUGAGUGGGUCCUGUUAGAUUACUAAAGGAUGCCCUCAGGAUUCCUGACCCAUCCUGGUACAGUCUUAGCUGAAUGGAUGUGCCCAGAACUGCUCAGGAGUACCAUUCAGAGCAAAGUUCCUAGCAUACUGCGGCUGUUUUAGAGGUGAAGCAUCUGAGGAAGUUGACCUGGACAUGGAAGCCUGACUUCAGUGCUAACUUGUCUUUGUUUAUUCCAGCCACUUAGCAGAGCCCAUGUCAUUUAUAGCUGCAUCAGUUGGGUUGGCUUAACAGAGAGAGCUUCUUGCUGGAGUUCCCAGAAGCUGAACUCCACUGAGGCAUAACUUCCUAAGGGCAAGUAAACCUGCACACCCUUCCCUCUCUCUGUACUUCUGUGAAAUCACAGAAUACUUGAGUCUGGAGUCCAACCCUCCUGCCUCAAAGAGGGUCAACCACAGCAGGUUCCUCAGUGCUGUGUCAGGUUGGUAUUUGAGUGUCUCCACAGUCUCCUUGAGCAACCUUUUCCACUGUAUGACAACCCUUGCAGUAAAACAGGUUUUUUUCUGAUGUUUAAGGGGAAUUUGUCAUAUUUUAGUUUGUGUCCAUUGCCUUUCCUCCUUUCAGUGGGCACCACAAAGAAAAGCCUGGGUACAUCUUCUUUACUUCUGCCCAUCAGAUAUUAUGCAUAUCAGCAAGAUCCCUGCUGAUCCUUCUCUACUUAAGGCUAAACAGUCCCAGAUUUCCCAGCCUCUCAUAUUGGAUGCUCUGAUCCCUUCAUCAUCCUUGUGACCUUUCAGUAGACUCACUCCAGUACACCCAUGUCUGUCUUGUACUGGGGGGCCCAGAACUGGAUCCAGAACCCCAGAUGUGAUCUGAACUGUGAUCUCCAGCCCAGAACUGGAUCCAGAACCCCAAAUCACCUUAUUCAGCCUUCUGGCUCUGCUUUUUCCACUACGGCCCUGGGUUCACUCAAGGGAACAUUACUUACUUGUGUUCAACUUGUUAUCCACCAGGAACAAUCUAUGUCCUUCUCUGCCAAGCUGUUUUCCAGAUGGUCAGCCCCAAGCCUGUCCUGGUGCAUGGGUUUAUUAUUCCCCAGCUACAGGAUUUGAAAUCGCCCUUUGUUGAACUUCUUGACAGCCCAUUCCUCCAGCCUGUUGAGGUGCCUCUGGAUGGCAGCAGACCCACCUACUGGAUCAGCCACUCCUCCCAGAUUUGUGUUGUGUGCAGACUUGCCGAGGGGGCACUGUGCCCCAUUGUCCAGGUCAUUGAUGAAGAUGCCAGACAGUGUCGGUCCCAGUGUCAAGCCCUGGGGUUGAUCCUUCGUGGCUGGCCUCCAGGUCACAACCCUGUGAGCCCAGCAUGUGAGCUGUUUUCAGCCCACCUCACUGUCCACUGUCCUAGCCUGGGCUGCUUCAGUUUGCCUGUGAGGAUGUUAUGGGAGACGGUGUUAAAAGCGUUGUGAGGUGAAAGUACAUUAGAUAUGUGUAGCCCAUAUAUCUUUGGCCAGUAUGGUAUGGCGGAAUAGAAGAUCAGGAGGUUUUGAAAUAAUACAUGUGCUGUAGAAGUGUAGUUGGAACUCCUUAAACAACUUCCUUCCAUCUGAUCAAACACACGGAACUAUGAAAUAUUCUCCUCAUAGGGAAAGGUAAAUAUGUUUCUAAAAUAAUUAAGUGGCAUGUGACAGACAGUAACAUGGAUAUUAUCACCACUUUUAGUCCUUCAGGCUCUCCUAACAAACUUGGCAGUUUAAAUGUGUCGGGAUUUUCACAGACAGAAAUAGAAAGAACUUUUUUGCUUCAGUCUCCAUGGAAACUGUGCAAUAACUCUUGAAACUGUUUUUGAGACAUGGAGUACUGAUUAAACUGAUGCCUGAACUUAA
This is a messenger RNA of Falco peregrinus (peregrine falcon), 5249 nucleotides long. It is a transcript of the gene PIGG, whose product is annotated as phosphatidylinositol glycan anchor biosynthesis class G. The transcript is spliced from 13 exons. Lineage: Eukaryota; Metazoa; Chordata; Aves; Falconiformes; Falconidae. The coding region runs from base 35 to 2821 and encodes 928 amino acids. The record is from RefSeq and is a predicted model, not a curated record. Gene Ontology annotation, biological process: GPI anchor biosynthetic process. Gene Ontology annotation, cellular component: endoplasmic reticulum membrane.